ACACGCAUGAAAGUCCCCAGUCGUCGCCCUUGUCGUAUGUAUUACGUGGAGACUGUGGCAGAGAUGGCAGACCAUGCCUGGGUACCUGGGAAAGUUACCUACCCCUUCACAGGAGGAGAGCAGUUCUCAGAUCUGCCUGUGCUGAGACGGAGAGGGAAACAGAGGGAAAAGGACUACAAAUACACAAUACCCAAGCGUCUGUUGGAGUCGUGGAAAGUCAGUGUGCUGGAAGCUGAGUUUCUCCUACCUGACCUUCUGAAGAAUACUGCUGUCUCUUCUUCCAUGGCCUUUAACGGUGAAGAGCGGGUGUCCUCCCCACUGCCUGAUGAAAAAACAUCCGAGGCCCCCUCUUGUUCCUCCUUUAACCUCACUGCACCCCCUCCCUCAGCCCUCCCCCAACAGAAACAAACAUCCCCCUGCUGCCGACCUGGCCGUAGCGAACGACAGUAG
Oncorhynchus keta (chum salmon) is the source of this 450-nucleotide messenger RNA. RefSeq names its product histone-lysine N-methyltransferase, H3 lysine-36 specific-like. NCBI's taxonomy places the organism in Eukaryota, Metazoa, Chordata, Actinopteri, Salmoniformes, Salmonidae. The transcript has 3 exons. Bases 7 to 450 code for a protein of 147 amino acids. The record is from RefSeq and is a predicted model, not a curated record.